Molecule: messenger RNA, 969 nt
Organism: Rosa rugosa (rugosa rose)
Lineage: Eukaryota; Viridiplantae; Streptophyta; Magnoliopsida; Rosales; Rosaceae
Product: universal stress protein PHOS34
Exons: 5
Coding region: 164-685 (173 amino acids)
Source: RefSeq, a predicted model, not a curated record
CACACAAGUGGGCGGGUGAAAUAUAUUUUUAACAUAUGCUGUUGAGAUUUGGCCAAGAGAAAAUACAUUUCCAACUUGACAACAAUCUUCUUUGUUCUUAUCCGGAUCCAAUUUUUCACCGGAAGUUCCUGUUCGAAUCGCCGAUCAAAUUUGAACCCUAACCAUGUCCGGCAACCUCGGCUGCGUGAUCGUCGCCGUUGACGGCAGUGAGGAGAGCAUGAGCGCCUUGACCUGGGCUCUCGACAACCUCAAGCUCCGAUCCUCCUCUCCUCCCGACUCCACCUCCGCCGGCCACUUCGUCGUCCUCCACGUCCAAUCUCCGCCUUCAAUCGCCGUUGGCCUCACUCCCGCCGCCAUCCCCUUCGGUGGCCCCAGCGAUUUGGAGGUGCCGGCGUUCACGGCGGCGAUCGAGGCCCACCUGAAGCGGAUCACGGAGGCCAUUCUAGCACACGCUUUGAAGAUUUGCUCCGAAAAGAAGGUGAAUGUGAAAACCCAAGUCGUAGUUGGGGAUCCGAAGGAGAAGAUUUGUGAAGCUGUUGAGAAUUUGCAUGCUGACUUACUUGUCAUGGGCUCCAGAGCUAUUGGCCCUCUUAAAAGGAUGUUUCUUGGAAGUGUGAGCAACUAUUGCGCUAACCAUGCACAAUGCCCCGUGAUCAUUUCCAAGGCAAAGGGCGCCGCGUCAUAAGGAAAGCAGGGAAUCUAUAUCUCUUGCGCUACUGCUCAGCAAGAUCAUCGGCAAAAGACUGCAUCUGGAUCUUCUUAGUAAACAUUGCUUCUGGAUCUACUGUGUAGGACCAUCUUUUUAUACUAUGUAAUAUUUAGAAGAAGGUACAAAUACAAUUGUUUUCUUUUGGUGGAGAAAAGUACUGUGGAUAUGAACUGUAAAUAUAUGAAUACUGUGCAUUUAAGUUGUUUGAUUCUAUUGUAUUAACAAUAGAAUGGUCCAAGACAAUUGAUUCUUGACCUACA